Molecule: messenger RNA, 3466 nt
Organism: Eurypyga helias (sunbittern)
Lineage: Eukaryota; Metazoa; Chordata; Aves; Eurypygiformes; Eurypygidae
Gene: ZBTB26
Product: zinc finger and BTB domain containing 26
Exons: 1
Coding region: 5-1321 (438 amino acids)
Biological process (GO): negative regulation of transcription by RNA polymerase II; regulation of immune system process; regulation of cytokine production
Molecular function (GO): protein binding
Source: RefSeq, a predicted model, not a curated record
CAAAAUGUCAGAAAGAUCAGACAUUCUUCACUUCAAAUUUGACAAUUAUGGGGAUUCGAUGUUACAGAAAAUGAACAAACUGAGGGAAGAAAACAAAUUUUGUGAUGUUGUGGUCCACAUAGAUGACGUUGAAGUUCAUGGGCAUAAAAUUGUAUUUGCUGCUGGCUCUCCCUUCUUAAGAGAUCAGUUCUUGCUCAAUGACUCCAGAGAUGUAAAGAUCUCUAUACUGCAGAGUUCGGAAGUGGGGCGGCAGCUGCUUCUCUCCUGUUACAGCGGCACUCUGGAGUUUCCUGAAAUGGAACUGGUCAACUACUUGACUGCCGCAAGCUUUCUGCAGAUGAGCCACAUCGUGGAGCGAUGUACGCAGGCCCUCUGGAAGUUUAUAAAACCGAAGCAGCCGUUGGAGAGCAAGGAGUGUGAACAGCAAAGCGACUCAUCUGAGCUGAAGGAACAUCAAGGAGAUGAUGACUCUCUGCAGCAAGAUUCACCUUGUAUCCAGCCUUCCGAAGACAGUAUGGAUAUGGAGGAUAGUGAUAUUCAGAUCAUCAAGGUGGAGUCCAUUGGGGAAGUCACAGAAGUUAGGAAUAAGAAGGAUCAGAACCAGUUUAUUUCUUCUGAACAAACUGCACUGCAUUCCUCAGAGCCUCAACACUUUCUUAUCAACUCCACUGUUGAAAACAGAGCAAGUGAAAUAGAGCAAAACCACCUCCACAACUAUGCCCUUUCGUAUGCGGGCAGUGAUAACAUCAUUUUGGCCUCUAAAGAUAUGUUUGGCCCUAACAACCGAGGUAUAGACAAAGGCCUCCAGUGGCACCAUCAGUGCCCAAAGUGCACAAGAGUGUUUCGGCAUCUGGAAAACUAUGCUAAUCACUUGAAGAUGCACAAACUAUUCAUGUGUCUACUCUGUGGCAAGACAUUCACUCAGAAAGGCAAUCUCCACCGGCACAUGAGGGUGCACGCAGGCAUCAAACCGUUCCAAUGUAAGAUCUGUGGGAAAACAUUCUCCCAGAAAUGUUCCUUACAGGACCAUCUCAACCUGCACAGUGGGGACAAGCCCCAUAAGUGUAACUACUGUGACAUGGUUUUUGCGCAUAAACCCGUUCUGAGGAAACAUCUUAAACAGCUACACGGUAAAAAUAGCUUUGACAAUGCCAAUGAAAGAAACGUUCAAGACAUAACAGUGGACUUCGAUUCAUUCACAUGUAGCGCUGCUACAGACAGUAAGGUCUGUCAGCAAGCUGAUGCAAGCCAGGUACUGGAUGCAGGGAAGCUGCCUCAGGCUGUGCUCAGUUUAAGAAAUGAUAGUACCUGCGUUAAUUAAGCAAUUAAAAACAGCCCUUUGUAGGGAUCGUGACUCUGAGGAGCGAACAGUUGGUUUGGGCUCUUACCUAGACUAGUGGUAUGCCCUGAAAGGCUACGGAUGGAUGGAUGGCAGGUUGGAUUGCAAAAUUUGGCAGGUCCUCAGCCAUCAUUCUUAGUCUUACUUGGUAUUUUCUGUGAAUAGCGAUCUUCCUUCAGGUUUCUGUCUGUGUCUCUACUGUGGAUUAUGGGGUUAAUUGUUUCAUUUCUCUCUGAUUAGGAGACUCAAGACUAACACCUUUUGAAAGACUGUUGCUGUGGGCUGCAAGUAAACCAUCUGCUGUACAGUUAGAGGCCUCUGUGUGUUGGGCAGAUGGAGGAAAGAGCAAAGAGGACAAGUCUGUGAGAUAACCUGAUUACCUUUUUUUUUUUUUUUUUUAAGCACUGGAUAACUGAAAUCACUCCAUAUAGCUAAAUUUAAAUUUACCUCUUAAAAUUAUCUUUCUCUGAUCUUAACCCUAGACUUCUACAGUUGAAAUGAAGUAUUUUUGUGUCACUUUUUUUUCCCUUUCUAUACUAUUUCAAGAAGCUUCUGCUGCCAAUCAAUGCUAUCUUAAAAGCUCUCAGGGUUUUUAACCUCAGCAUUAUGCAUUAUGAAAAGAUAAAACCCUAAACGAUUUGGCAGGGUUAGCUGAUGAUGGCAUGGAGCUGUUCAAAGGGAGAAUAAAUUGCAUCUCUGGAAUGUGAGAGGCUGGUGCCUGGAGUGCAAGUAUGACCUAUUUCUUAUGCUGUCAUACCUAGGAUUUUUAAAGGGCACUUAGCAGUCUGUGUACUGAGACAAGCUAACCACUUCAAAACUAAAAAUUAUCAUCCAUCUUCCAUAAAUUUUGCAUCACAUAAGCCACAACAGUUGCUGGGUUUAGAGCAAAGCUGGAGUGGAGAAAUACUGCUUUUAGACACUGUGAAAAGAAUCUGUUUUAAAAGCUGCAGUGUAUAACAACUCCAUGCUUUGCCUUUUUUUAUUUCCUCUUAGUUCUUGUAUAUCUCACCGUGAUGUCUAGGAAGGGCCACAUGUCAGUUAACUUGAAAAAAAGAACAAUACCUGUCAUCAGGACAAACAACAUAACGUUUUUUUAUUUCCUGGACAUUCAAAGAACACUUAUUUUUUUAUGUGACCUGCAUAGUUUGUGACCAUUAGUGUUUUACAGGAUGAGGAUUAGGUAGCACAGUUUCUGUAGGUUAAUAUAUCAGCUAUUGACUGUACUCAGCAAUACCUCUUGUAUACCGCCUUAAACAUCAAAUGUAGCGGGAAUGGCAUGUUAAUUGGGGUUCUGGGAUUAUACCUAUUGCUUCUCAAAAGUGCCGUGGAAUUAUCCGUAUCCCAAUCAGGCUGAAAGGAACUAAUUUAUCUGAGGAACACCAUUCCCAGUAGAACAGCACUCUUAUUACAAUGAAGUGUAGCAUAGACUAAUAAUCAAAUGGCUGAUCCUCGGUAGGGAACUGCUGUUUGUGUUUGGAAUAAGUAUUUCUUCCAGCGCAGCUCUUUUCCACAAGGUUUGCCAUGAGGCUGAGAUAUGCUUCCUACCUAAUAGUAGUACUGUUUGUGUGUUUGAGUGAGGGGGUGGGGGCGAAAGGCUGCUAUUGUAUGGUUUAAAAUGCUAAACAGGUAUGACCAAAGGUGUGUUAGAGCAAAAAAUGUUUUGUAUGUAAUUAUCAAAAGUUGGUCUUGAUCUUCAGCUGUGUGUGUGUAGAAGCCAGGAUUUCUUUAUGCAGACGUUACACUGAUGGACGAUAAAAUGCAUUAAUGUUGCAGAACGUUUUCAGAAAUCCACAUUUUUUCAAGUAGAAAAGCAAGGUGAUUCUGUGAAUCAGUUUUUGCAAUUGAGUUCUUAAACUACUGUACUUGACUGUUACAUGAGCUGUUACAUGGACAGCUGUGAAGUAAGCAAUGGAAAUAGAGUCAGGGCAUUACAUCCUUCAAGUUGUAGCAAAUAGAUUUAGGCCUGAAGUCGAACUAUUUGAAACUUUUAAAAAUUAUUGUUCAGGUUCGUAGGGCAGAAAAUAAGUUUGCAUGGAAAGGAAAACUGUUUUUCCUCUUAAAGCCACCCACUUUCAGAAUUGUUUUGAGUUAAAACUGACCAUGACGUUUGCAUCUGACACUUGCAUU